UGCUCUCUUGGAUCGACUACUCCUCUUCCACUCUCCGACCAACAACUACAUCUUCCACACACAAACAAUCUUCGCACUACCAAGCACACCCAACCAGCGGACCCCACUGCGAGAUCUACAAGCCUCAAAAACCACACACCAUAUCCUCCCACCACAACACCGCAAAAAUGGCCAAAGUCAAAUACAUCCUCCUCGACUGCGACAACACCCUCUGCCAAUCCGAGCGCCUUGCCUUCGAAGCCUGCGCGGAUCUGACCAAUGAAAUCAUGGAAAAAUACGGCCUCGACGCCCGCUACGACACCGACGCCCUGCUCGAGGAUUUCGUCGGCAACAAUUUCCGCAACAUGCUCAUCGGUCUCCAAAAGAAACACAACUUCUCCAUGUCCGCGGAAGACGUGGACCAGUACGUCGACAUGGAACUCGGCCGCGUGACGAAGAAGUUGAGCGAAAAGUGCGAGGAGUGUCCCGGCGUGACGGAGCAGUUGGAGUGGGCGAAGGCGCAGGGGUACCCGAUGAGUGUGGUGAGCACGUCGGCGAAACCGAGAGUGGUGGCGAGUUUGAAGAGGACGAAUUUGAUGCGAUUUUUCACCGACGAACACGUGUACUCUGCUGCGACCUCGCUCUCCCCGCCGUCGAGUAAACCCGACCCCGCCAUCUACUUGCACGCCUGCAAAGAACUCGGCGUCAAGCCUGAGGAGGUGUUGACGGUUGAGGACUCCAAGUCCGGUGCCACGGCGGCGAUGCGCGCGGGAAUUCCGUGUAUCGGGUAUGUCGGGAUUUACAAGCUGGAAGAGGGAGCGGAGAAGGAAAAGCAGAUGGCCGAGACGUUGAAGGAGCAGACCAAGACGGCGACGACGAUGUACAACUGGAAGGAGUUUCCUGAGUGUAUCAAGGCGAUUGAGGCGAAGUUGUAGUGGAGAGUGGUGAAGGCGGAUGUUGAUGGGGCAUUAUGAUUUUAUGUGUGAACGACACUUCUUAGCGAACUUGCGAUGAU
Messenger RNA from Zymoseptoria tritici IPO323, 994 nucleotides. RefSeq lists its product as uncharacterized. The record is from RefSeq and is a predicted model, not a curated record. Lineage: Eukaryota; Fungi; Ascomycota; Dothideomycetes; Mycosphaerellales; Mycosphaerellaceae. Bases 168 to 914 code for a protein of 248 amino acids. The transcript has 2 exons.